Messenger RNA from Dryobates pubescens (Downy woodpecker), 2749 nucleotides. It is a transcript of the gene RNFT1, whose product is annotated as ring finger protein, transmembrane 1. The record is from RefSeq and is a predicted model, not a curated record. Gene Ontology annotation, biological process: positive regulation of ERAD pathway. Gene Ontology annotation, cellular component: endoplasmic reticulum. NCBI's taxonomy places the organism in Eukaryota, Metazoa, Chordata, Aves, Piciformes, Picidae. The transcript has 9 exons. Bases 93 to 1340 code for a protein of 415 amino acids. Gene Ontology annotation, molecular function: ubiquitin protein ligase activity.
UCUUCCACCUACCCGGCCUCGACGGCGGCGAUGGAGGCGGCGGGUGGCCGCGGCCUGGGCAGCGGCGCCGGGCGGGAGGCGCCCGCCGCCCGAUGAGGAGACAAAAGAGCAAAAAUCUGGAUCAGAAAACCCCUCCCACCAUGCAAGCAAACUGCGGUCACCUCCACAACAUCCCAGGGAGUGAUGACUCCACUCAGAGCACCCACGCAGGGAGGCUGCCAGGAGAUGCCUCGUGCCACCAGAGCGGAGAUGUCCGCAUCCAGCUGAACUCUGCGGCGGGAGAAGCCAGAGACCACACCAGCUCCCGGCACUCACGGCAGGGCUCCCAAAGUCGCUCCCAUGGACAUGCCCACAGUGAAGCAGCGGGGCUGGAUGAUUCCGCUCCAGACUCAGAGGAACAUGGUGGCAGCUCCCUCUCAGAGCUCAGAUACCUCCUGCAGUGGCUGCACAAAAGUCUGCCCUAUAUCUUGAUUCUGUGUGUCAAACUGGUCGUGCAGCAUAUAAUUGGCAUUUCUCUUGGAAUUGGGCUGCUAACAACUUAUAUGUAUGCAAACAAAAGCAUAGUAAAUCAGGUUUUUCUAAGAGAACGGUGCUCCAAGUUGCAAUGUGCUUGGUUACUGGUGUACCUAACUGGAUCAUCACUCCUCUUGUAUUACACUUUCCAUUCUCAGUCACUGUAUUACAGCUUAGUCUUCUUGAAGCCUACUGUGGAUUUUAUGGACUUGUGGGAGGUACUUUGGAUUGUGGGAAUCACAGACUUUAUUCUGAAAUUCCUCUUCAUGGGCUUCAAGUGCUUUAUUCUCUUAGUGCCUUCUUUUAUGAUGUCCUUUAAAUCAAAGGGCUACUGGUACAUGCUGUUAGAAGAACUCUGCCAGUAUUACCGUAUGUUUGUCCCCAUACCAGUUUGGUUCCGUUAUCUGAUUGGCAAAGGGGAGCUGGACAGUGUACUAGGAUGGACCCUAGGGAUACUGCUGGGCCUUCUCUACCUCAUCCUGAAAAUUUUGAGCUUUUUUGGGCAAUUGAGAAACUUCAGACAGGUCUUACGGAUAUUUUGUACACGACCACACUAUGGGGUGACAGCUAGCAAGAGACAGUGUUCUGAGUUGGAUGAUAUUUGUUCUAUCUGCCAAGCUGAAUUUCAGAAGCCUAUUCUGCUUAUCUGCCAGUAUCAAGAUUUUGCUGAAUCCUUCCAACUUGCAAAUUUGAGAGAACAGCACUCUGAUUGGAUUCAACUUUUCCUAAAGAGAGUUUUAUGGCUUGGAUCCUAUGGCUCAAAAAGAUUCAGUAUACACAGAGUAAGCAGAAUCUAUCAAAAAAUCCCUACUGUUGUGAAACACUAGAAGUAGACUUUGCACAGUCUGACUAAAGAUAAUGCAACGUGUGGCAGGCAAAAAGUGACAGGACUUGUAUGCAGUUGCAUGAUCAUCUACACACACACGCACACACCAUACACACUCUAACUAGUGUAAAGCUCUGCAGAUAUUAACCCUUUCACCAGCUAUGUUCAUGGAAAUGCUUUCUUUAAGGCAGGAAGUUAUAUAAGUAAGGUAAAGUUACCUUUAUUUUAUUCUUUGUACCUGUAAGUCUUCUUUUUUGUACAGAUUGUGACAAUUUCAAAGCAUAAAUAGUGUCCUUAAAACAUGUUUCCUAAAUUAAGUUGCUAAAGUUCUGACCCACUGUGGAAGACAUUCACUGAAAGGCCAUUUAACACUUUUCUCAUACAAUCAGCAAAUUUAUUGCCUCAGCAUAGAAAAAAAUGUCGAUAAAUUUAGAAAUGUAUAAUGGCAGGGAGCACCCAGGAACAAACAAACAAAAAAAUCCUCAAAUUCUUACCCACUGCUUACAAAAAGGUUGUGGUUUUGGGUUUUCUUUCCCUUACACUGGAGAAUUUGUGCACGUUCCCCGUGGUCCUAGGUGUCUCUAGCGACCUUGUAUCCGAUGCACAUUUUCUUGAUCUGUGGGUAAGAAUCUGAAGGCAUUCAGCUGUCUCCACCUAAGGACUACUGUAUACAAAAGUGAUGUUUCCCAGUGAAAUGUCUGCUGAGGACAAGGGUGAAAUAAGCAGGACGUGUGUGUGAGCCCAUGGCUUCCAGUAAAGCCUAGAACAUAGCAGCAUUGCCUUUUGAUUAGAUCCAUUUGUCUUUGCAGGAACAGGGAUUUCAGCUGGGUAAGCAAGGGAAACAGUUCUCUCCCACCCCACAUUGCCAAGCUGGUAAUUGAGUGAUUCAUUAUUCAUCUGUUGUUUCACCAGGAGAAGAAUCAGAACUAGAGCCUUUUACUUUCUUCACAGCAACCAAUUUUGCUUCUAUAAUUUUGGGAUGCUUUCCAUAAUGAGCUGAAUCAAAAAAAUCUAUUUGAAAAAUAUAUAUAUUUUUAUAUAUAUAAAAAAAACUCAUUAUGUUUUGAAUGUGAAAUACCAAUUCAUUUCCUCUUUCAUCUUUGAUUCCACCCCAUUGUAGGAAACAGCUUAACCAAGCUUGCAUGCUAAUCACCCCUCAGACACAAGCGUGCAGGCAUUUCAUACUCUGCCUAGUGAAAGGGCUAACCCUCCUCGACACAUUCACCACUAGACCAGUGAUUCUGAAGCAACAUCCUGACCCUUAAUACUGUCAGUUUCAAGCUAUCAAGCUGAAAAAUCCUUGAUAAGGUGAGAAGAUGUCACCGUGAAUCAGUUAGAUGAUGUGCCUAGAGUUCUGCAAUACCAUUUUCUAAAAGUUUUUUUUGUCUUUUGUUGUUUUUUUUAUGCACC